GUACAUCCUAAGCCUUAGUUCAGGCGCCACAUUCAGUUUUGGUAGAUUCUCACGCUGAUUUGUGUUUCUGAAUAUGGUUAGGCUAAACGUGCUUGCUGACGCCCUAAAAUCAAUAUGCAACGCCGAAAGAAGGAAAAAGCGUCAAGUACUUAUUCGGCCAUCAUCAAAAGUUAUUGUUCGGUUUCUAAGAGUGAUGCAACGAAAGGGUUAUAUCGGGGAAUUCGAAAUUGUUGACGACCAUCGCUCUGGAAAGAUCGUUGUUCAGUUAAAUGGACGUCUUAAUAAAUGUGGUGUAAUCAGUCCUCGAUUCGACAUGGGCGUGCGGGAAACUGAAAAAUGGACUAGGAACUUAUUACCUUCUCGGCAAUUUGGUUACCUGGUGCUUACCACAAGUAGUGGAAUUAUGGAUCAUGAAGAAGCUCAUCGGAAACACCUGGGUGGUAAACUUCUUGGAUUUUUCUUCUAAAUAAAACUUGUAUAAAGG
This is a messenger RNA of Schistosoma turkestanicum, 484 nucleotides long. Lineage: Eukaryota; Metazoa; Platyhelminthes; Trematoda; Strigeidida; Schistosomatidae. The record is from the annotation of a GenBank genome assembly.